AUGCAUCGAACACCAAUGGUCCCGCUGUUGGUGCUGAUUUUGGUAGCAUUGCUUCCGCCAGCCUCGGCAUUCCCUCUGGUGCAUUUGAGACGACGGUACCACCAUUCCACUGCGAGUAGUGCCAUAUUGUCCAAAAGUAGUGGACCACAAGGUCCGAGCAGGAGUACCACAACGAUCGUUCGCGCCAACAAUGAUGAUGGGAGCCUUAGCACCAGUAGUGUGACUACUGCGAUUGGUGCGGCUUGUCAACCCGUCGUUUGGGUAUCGCUCUACAGUGUGGCGACGACUCGUGCAGGUCUCCCGGCCGGUCCGUUUGGAUUGGUGGGUGCCGUGGAAGGUUUGUCGUACCUGGUGGUGGUUGGAUUGGCAUUGUCCUACAUGUUUUCUCCCUCAAAGGAGGAGAACGAUGCCAAGACAACAACAAUCACAGUGGAGCAGGUUUCAUUGGGCACCGUGACUGUUGGACUGUUGACUUUGGCGUGGUUGGUGGCGGAUCAGGGCUGUGUUCCCAAUGCCAAGCCCAUUCUGGACUAUUCGGAUUAUCUUCCCGUGUGUGAUGCGGACCAAACCCCAGGUCUCUUUGGUGGAGGUAACUAA
This is a messenger RNA of Seminavis robusta, 597 nucleotides long. The record is from the annotation of a GenBank genome assembly. NCBI's taxonomy places the organism in Eukaryota, Bacillariophyta, Bacillariophyceae, Naviculales, Naviculaceae.